ACGAGGAAAACACAGACAAAUUUCUGCGCAAGAAACGGCAUCUGAAGCGUCCAUACAAGUAUAACAUCGAUUAUAUAAAGAAACACUGCAUUAAACAACAGUUAUACCUAUAAGAAAAAUAGAUGAAGUUAAUAUUUGUCGUUAAAAUUUCAGUAUUAAUAGUAACUGCGGAAUACCGCAAAGGUUGUCUGUGUUUUAAGCUUCAGAUCCAUACAUUAAUAAUAGUAAACUCUAUAGAACAAGUAAAAAGUGCCGCCAAAGAACUGGAAAUAACUUGCAAAUACUUGUAUUCAACAAAACCAGACCAAAAUACUUUUACCCUGACAAACAUUGUUCAACAACUACGUCCAAAAUUUAAUGCAGCUGGUUUAUUUGAGAUCAAAAAAAGCGUGAUGAUGACUUUCUGGUCCAAUGUUGUUACAUACAUCAUCGUACUUUUACAAUUAAAGCUAACAAAUCAGACUGCUUAAUAUAACAAGGAUAUGGAUUAUAAGUCUACGUGUAAAUUGGGCUUAAAUUAUACUUUGUUUUUAAACCAGGAGGAGUAAACUUGAAAGUCAAAAUUCCAUAAAUGAGGGGUGUAAAAUCAAAGUCGGCAAUCUCCCAUUUCCAUAAUUUUGGGAAACCGCGAAAAACUGUAGAAACUAGCAAAAUUAAAUUAACGCAAUAAAACUGAUAAGAAUCAUGUAAAAUUUGGUUUGUGAUCGGAUGUCCAGAGGGAGGAGCUUAAGAAAUUAUUUAUUUUCCUUUUUUUAAAUAUUUUUGUUUGGAGAUUGCCGCUUUUGUUUGCAACGCUAGUAGAUUGACUGAUAUGAAAAUGAUCUAUAAGGAUAUUACCAGUUUUGAAACUAAUUAAACAUCAUUGUGCCGGUUACUUACUGAAGAAAGAUAUAUUUUGAUAUUCAACAAUAAUGUAAAAGCAAUUUAAAUGCAUAUCACGUAAACCAAAAUAUCCGGAAGUUCGGGUAUAUAUUCACAGGUUUCGACAGAGUUCACGACAUUCACAGUUGAUCACGUGCGAGUGCAACGUGGUUCUUAUUGGCCCGCAGCGGAGAUUGCCGUCUUUGGUACGCACUCAACUGUGGAUAUUGUCGCUUUUGAUCCUAACAUAAAUUUUUCACUGUGAUUUGUAUACAGUUAAGACCGCUUUUGGUUUUUACAAAUAGUUUUAUCUAACAGAUAAUAAAAAAACGCAACAAAUGGCGUCCCUAACUCAAAACAUGAAAAAGUGGAGAUUGCCGCCUUUGAUUUUAUACCCCUCAAAUGUCAAUUGGUAUCAAAAUUUCACAACAGUAAAACUGCGUAAACUUGCCUGAGGUUUAACCAAUUGCAAACAAGCAUUACGCCGCCGUAAAUUUGAAUUACUCCUCCUAGUUGAAAAAUAGAGCAUAGUCAUUAAUGCCCUGACGUUUAAAGUGUAAAAUGGCAUCAGAGACAGUUAUUUCUACAUCAAUAUUGUGU
Messenger RNA from Diabrotica virgifera virgifera (western corn rootworm), 1461 nucleotides. RefSeq names its product gustatory receptor for bitter taste 66a-like. The record is from RefSeq and is a predicted model, not a curated record. The coding region runs from base 123 to 470 and encodes 115 amino acids. Gene Ontology annotation, biological process: sensory perception of taste. The transcript is spliced from 2 exons. Gene Ontology annotation, cellular component: membrane. NCBI's taxonomy places the organism in Eukaryota, Metazoa, Arthropoda, Insecta, Coleoptera, Chrysomelidae.